Anguilla rostrata (American eel) is the source of this 1577-nucleotide messenger RNA. It is a transcript of the gene rdh12, whose product is annotated as retinol dehydrogenase 12. The coding region runs from base 89 to 1042 and encodes 317 amino acids. NCBI's taxonomy places the organism in Eukaryota, Metazoa, Chordata, Actinopteri, Anguilliformes, Anguillidae. The transcript has 7 exons. The record is from RefSeq and is a predicted model, not a curated record.
GAACAGCUGCACAUCGAGUGGCUGUUAGUGCCUGUACAGUAUAGAGCUGCAUAUAUUCGGCAGCGUUGCGAGGGUAAACCCUGCAGCCAUGCUCCUAUUAUUCGUAGCGGGCAUUGGGGUGGUUGCUGUCCUAUUCGUCCUGUUCGCUCCUCACAUCAGGAGAUAUGCUGCGGGGGGAGUUUGCCGGUCCGACGCUCGGCUAGAUGGGAAGACUGUGCUGAUCACCGGGGCAAACACGGGGAUUGGGAAGGAAACUGCUUUAGAUCUGGCAGCUCGUGGCGCUCGGGUGAUCAUGGCGUGUCGGAAUGUGGAGAAGGGGGAGGAGGCGGCAUUCGAGAUCCGCACCAAAGUCAGCGGGGCGCAGGUGGAGGUGCGAGAGCUGGACCUGGCAGACGCCAGCUCCAUACGGGCCUUCGCACAAAGAUUCCUCAGAGAGGUGAACCAUCUGCACGUACUCAUCAGUAACGCUGGCGUGAUGAUGUGCCCCUACACGAAGACCACAGACGGCUUCGAGAUGCAGAUCGGCGUCAAUCACCUGGGUCACUUCCUGUUGACGAACCUGCUGAUUGGCCUGCUGAAGCGCAGCGCACCCGCGCGCAUCGUCGUCGUCUCCUCUCUGGCGCACAACUUCGGCUGGAUCCGCUUCCACGACCUGCAGAGCCUGGGCAGCUACAACAGCGGCCUGGCCUACUGCCAGAGCAAGCUGGCCAACGUGCUGUUCACGCGUGAGCUUGCGCGCAGGCUUGAAGGAAGUGGAGUAACAGUGAAUUCGCUCCACCCGGGGUCGGUGAAGUCGCAGCUGGUCCGGCACUCCACCCUCAUGUCUCUGCUGUUCUCGCUCUUCUCCGCCUUCCUGAAGACGCCGCGGCAGGGGGCGCAGACGUCCGUGUACUGCGCCGUCGCCGAGGAGCUCCACGCCGUCUCCGGGAAACACUUCAGCGACUGCGCCCCAGCCUUCGUGGCCCCCCAGGGGAGGAGCGAGAAGACGGCGAAAAUGCUGUGGGACGUCAGCUGCGAGCUGCUGGGCAUCGAGUGGGACUGAGCGCUCCGCGGUGCCAGCCCACCACCCCCAUCCGCCCACUCCCGCCAUUCCAAAUGUGCCAAGACGCUCAGUUUUCUCUCCGUGCUCAGAAAAAAAAAAACACAAUUUCAUUGCCUUUUGAAAAGUUUCAUUCCAAGCUUCUCAUCCAAUGCUUUUGUAUAUCAUUUUUAAAAAACUGCCAUUUGUACAUUUGAGCCUACAGGAAGUCAGAGCUGUGAGAAACCCCUGCAAGGGGAGGUGCUUCUCUCUAAUUUUGAAUCUCUUAUUCACUGUUUUUCUCUGCCGUGCCAUAGGGGCCAUUCUGAAAUCGAUAUUUCUUGAGAUUUUGUUAUCGCUUCUGUUUUGACAGCUUUGUACAGUUUAUUAUUCCAUUCCAUUUUUUCCCCACCGCAGCGAAACGUUCAUCAUGCUCAGGCUUUUUGGAUUUCUCCGAUGUAUUUUCCACAGACGUGAACAAGUCUUUUGCUACAUUUGUGUUCUUGUUGAGAGCUGACUAUUUUGGAGAAAAAAACAUGACAUAAAUAUUGCUCUUUUA